ACGCCACUGUCCGUCAAAGACGAGCCCACAGUCCAGUGGCCCACAGAAGAGGGCGCGUACUAUACGUUUAUAAUGACAGACCCGGACGCCGGAGCGCGGGCUGAGUUCAAGCACUGGCAUGUCGUUGAUAUACCGGGCAAUGAUCUCUCGGCGGGCGAAACGUUGGCUCAUUUCAUGGGAUCGGCGCCACCGGCGGCCGACGCACCGCAUCGUUACGUAUUCUUGGUAUACAAACAACCCUCGGGUCGACUCAACCACUCGGAGACGCCGUCUCCUAAAGAGGGAUUUGAUGGCCGACCGUAUUUCAAAGUCCGGGAAUUUGCUAAGAAAUAUAAUUUGGGCGAACCCUAUGCCGGGAACAUAUAUCUGGCCAAAGGGGACGCCCACUCAGCGCAGAUUAGGGCGGGGUGGGGUAUUCCCGCUUGA
Molecule: messenger RNA, 426 nt
Organism: Medioppia subpectinata
Lineage: Eukaryota; Metazoa; Arthropoda; Arachnida; Sarcoptiformes; Oppiidae
Source: the annotation of a GenBank genome assembly